AUGCACUCUCUGUUGCAGCACUUGAGAGGAAAAGACGAUGACGAGACGCUCCAGCAGCAACAACUGGGUCCGCCUCCCAAGAGGAGCAGAGCGAAGCCUCGACCCAAAGACCCCAACGUCCCAAGGAAACGCCUGCAGAUAAACCAGAAAUGUCUUUACGAACGUCGUUUGCCUGGCAAGGCGUAUAUAUCUGCCCACGUUAAUCGCCUACAACAUGGCUUUUACAGGUCCGACGCGCUGCACGAGCCCGUCAUCGACAAUUUGUUCUUCGUUUCUGUACACUUUGUUUUUCAUCCUCAUGACCCGAACGCGCAUCGCUUCAAGAGCGCCGAGAUCCAAGUGUCUGUCCAUGGCGACGAUGGAGGCCCUGACGAGAAGAAAAGACCAGGCGACUCACAUCCUCGGAUUUUGAAGCACGCUCCCGAGCUGAUGUUUGGUGCGGUUUCGCCAGAGAACCUUCAAUGGAACUUCAGCUUGUCAAGUUCGCUAGGCGUAUCUCAGGCACCCGUAUCUGCUACACUGAAUCCGAAAGCAGCCAUGGCAAGUAGCUACAAGGUCUUUCACAUGAUGAGCAUCCAGGGGUCAGUGCGGUCAAAACAGAGCCCACUAGGCCCCGAAUACGAUGCAGAGGAUGCAAAGGCUGUCUGGACACUGCAUGAAAACGUGCUUCAAAAAUCAGGACUACCGCGCGAAUUUGAUUUUGUGCUGCUGGUACAGAAGCCGGAGAAUUGCAAGAACAUGUACCUGUCAGUGGACCUGGAUGCGGAUGUUGGAGCCUGGUAUGGCACAUAUCCUCAGUGGUACACCAACCUAUCCAAGUACAUGCCGACGCAAGACUGUACGCUCAACUUCAAUGAUGACAUCGGGCAACGUUUCCUGCCUUGUCAGCCAGGGCGAGGCUUCAACUUUGCAAAUUUGAUGCAUACGCUGGACGAAUAUGUGAUGAUGCCGGGCACUGUGUAUCCAACCACUGGUACGCGGGAAGGACAAAUUAAGAAUCCGAAUCUCAUAGAUUACCAGUCGGUUAAUGACUUCAAAGCCAUCGAGGCCUCCUCCGCAUCUGCUGUAACCAAGGGUCCUGGCUUGUCUUCAGACAAGGGCAAGUCACCUAAUCAGCCUCCAAGCCAACAGGAGCGACAUAGUUGGGCGCCCGAGAACGUCAUCCGCGUGGUGUUAGAACAUCAAUACCCUCAUGCCUUUGGCCCGCACCGAUUCUCAUUUGCACAGAGCAGUAUGGAGCCAGUACGGUACCCGUCGAUUCGACGGAGAAAAUCACGAACGGGACUGAAAGAGUACGGCGCAAGCCAGGCUUUGCACGAAGCGGCUCGAGAUGAACUUGAAGAUGGAGGGGGGAAGUUGAAGGGUGGAUAG
Pyrenophora tritici-repentis Pt-1C-BFP is the source of this 1371-nucleotide messenger RNA. RefSeq lists its product as uncharacterized. Lineage: Eukaryota; Fungi; Ascomycota; Dothideomycetes; Pleosporales; Pleosporaceae. The record is from RefSeq and is a predicted model, not a curated record.